Molecule: messenger RNA, 964 nt
Organism: Impatiens glandulifera
Lineage: Eukaryota; Viridiplantae; Streptophyta; Magnoliopsida; Ericales; Balsaminaceae
Product: chlorophyll a-b binding protein 3, chloroplastic-like
Exons: 2
Coding region: 77-856 (259 amino acids)
Biological process (GO): response to light stimulus; photosynthesis, light harvesting in photosystem I
Cellular component (GO): chloroplast thylakoid membrane; plastoglobule; chloroplast envelope
Source: RefSeq, a predicted model, not a curated record
UAAACAACAUUGUUUCAACUUCUCCUUAAAUAAACAUUUGUCUUUAAUUCCUAAAGAGAUUUAUAACUUAUAAGCAAUGGCCUCCAUGUUCACAGCCACCCUUAGUCCAUCUCCUUUCUUGGGCCAAACCCGAGGAUCUAAUGCUAACCCGAUAACCGAUGUCGGAACCGCCAAAUUCACCAUGAGUAACGAUUUAUGGUAUGGUCCAGACCGAGUGAAGUACUUAGGACCUUUUUCAGCUCAAACACCAUCCUACCUAACCGGAGAGUUUCCCGGAGACUACGGAUGGGACACUGCAGGCUUGUCGGCUGAUCCUGAAGCUUUCUCAAAGAACAGGAGCCUCGAGGUUAUUCACGGAAGAUGGGCCAUGCUUGGAGCUUUCGGGUGCAUAACUCCGGAAGUUUUGGAGAAAUGGGUAAAAGUUGACUUCAAGGAGCCGGUUUGGUUCAAGGCUGGAUCUCAAAUAUUCUCAGAAGGUGGACUUGACUAUUUAGGCAAUCCAAACUUAGUCCAUGCACAAAGUAUCUUAGCAGUUCUCGGGUUUCAAGUUAUCUUGAUGGGCCUUGUUGAGGGUUUUCGUAUUAAUGGGCUUCCUGGGGUAGGAGAAGGAAAUGAUCUCUAUCCCGGAGGUCAAUACUUUGAUCCCCUUGGCCUGGCUGAUGAUCCGGUUACUUUCGCUGAAUUGAAAGUGAAGGAGAUAAAGAACGGGAGACUGGCUAUGUUUUCAAUGUUUGGAUUCUUUGUUCAGGCAAUUGUAACUGGAAAGGGUCCUCUCGAGAAUUUGUUGGACCAUCUUGAUAAUCCAGUUGCGAACAAUGCUUGGGUUUACGCCACCAAAUUUGCUCCUGGUUCAUAAGUAAUCUCUAUCUAUGUUGAAAGAAAUAUUGUAUAUAUAUAUGUUGCUAAUUCUGAUCUCACCCAGCUAAGUAAUAAUUCAGAAUUCAUUUACAGGGUGCUUGCUUUA